CUCAGUUUCCUGUUAAGCAGAGAAUGUGAAUGUAUCGCAGUCUGCAGUACAAGGUGUUCACAGAGUCAGAACGAUAACAUAAAUUCAGAAGCACAUUGUCCAGGACGAUACUGAACUGACAGUACAGCUGAACGUGAUGGAUCAACUCUAUGUCAAUGUACAGAAACCCUCCGGUAAACCCAGCAAAAGAAAGGGUGUAGUAAAAGAAAAUAUUUAUGCAAAUGAAGAAGUGAUCCACACUCUGGUGCCAAACACAACUGGAAUAGCACUCCCAGGUGCUGGAGAUGAGAGGAAACAUUUCUGCAGAGGUGCUGCAGUGUUUCUGGGUCUGCUGUGUCUUCUCCUCCUGACUGGACUUGUAGUUCUGGUUUUCCUGUUCACCAAGGGAAACUCUGAGAGGAAAAUGGAGAUGGCCCUGUUGCACAACAGUUACAACAAUGUGACCAGAGAAAGAAAUGACUUACAGAUCAGUUACAACAACGUGACCAGAGAAAGAAAUGACUUACAGAUCAGUUACAACAAUCUGAUGAAAGAACUGGAUCAGCUACAGACCAGAUAUAACAAUCUGGCUGAAGAACAAGACCGGCUCCAGAAAAGGUUUGAGAACGUGACCAAAGAGACAAAUGAUCUUCAGAAAAAGCUCCAAGAUCACAAACAAUGGGUGUAUUUCAGCGGUAGUCUCUAUUACAUUUCCUCACAGCAGAAAUCCUGGCAACAAAGUAGAGACGACUGUCUGCAAAGAAAUGCGGACCUGCUGAUUAUUAACAGCAAAGAAGAACAGGACUUCACAAGGCGAUUCAAACGACUCCUGUGGAUUGGACUGACUGACCGUGAGAGAGAGGGGGCAUGGAAAUGGGUGGAUGGGAGUCCACUGACCACAAGCUACUGGGACUCUCGUGAACCUAAUGGUGUGUCAGGUUUCAGAGAUGAAGACUGCGCAGAAAUAAAGUACCCUGAAAAGGAAAACAACUGGAAUGAUGAAUGUUGUGACUUUCAAAGAUUUUGGAUCUGUGAAAAGACAGUGGCUCUAUAA
Molecule: messenger RNA, 1033 nt
Organism: Thunnus maccoyii (southern bluefin tuna)
Lineage: Eukaryota; Metazoa; Chordata; Actinopteri; Scombriformes; Scombridae
Product: CD209 antigen-like protein 2
Exons: 6
Coding region: 137-1033 (298 amino acids)
Source: RefSeq, a predicted model, not a curated record